GUUGCAUAUCGGAUCAUGUUUUGAGGCUUUGAUUUGAGUCUAAUUGGUGAAGUAAUUUUUUUAUCGUUUUUUUUAUUUGAUUUUUUGUUGAGAUUUUAGAUAAUUCGUAUUUUUUUUGACUAGUUCGUUGUGUAUUGAGUGUGUGUUGUUGCAUUGGAUCGAUGUGUUUGAUUAAUCAUAAAAAAACAGAUUAAGUUUUUGAGUUCAUGAGUUUGACUUUGGAUUAAGGAGGAGCAGUGUGGUAGUCGCAGUAGUAUGGUUCAGAGUAUGAGGAUUAAAUCAUCUAGAUUUGGUGUUAGUUUUUGAUUGCUUAAAUAGUUUAAAAGAAGAUGGUUCAUAUUUGAAAAAAAUAAUUUAAUCACAAACUUUUAUAGUGACAAAAAAAGAGAAAUGCUUGAGAAAGCAGUAUGAUAAAAAAUUGUUUGAUACCAAUUAGUAAUAGUGUGUCAAACAAGUUGGGGCGGGUAGCUAUAAAAUCUAUUUGUCGUUAUUUCUCAAGAAAAAAAUCAGUAUGUCGUUGUUUGUUUUGAUAAGUGCUGUGGUUUUCUUCUGCUCUGGGAUUCUGUUCAUCUGUAGUUGAUGUAGUAGGUCUUUAAUUGAAUUUUUGAUAGUGUGGAGUUAAAAUCGUCAAUUCAAAGUAGCAAGUCUUUAUAGAGUAUGGAUUGUUGUGUGUUGAAUAGAAUGUUUUUGGCAUGAAAAUUAGUUUCAAGUUUCUUGUGAACAAAAGUGUCGAACGGGUGACUUGAUUGUGCUGCUGGAUAUAUAUUUCUGUUAAUUAUGGCAUUUGCACUCUGCUGAAGCCUACAAUGAGCGAACAGGGGGAUAAGAUUUGUCCUCUUUGUGCGGAGGAGAUGGAUUUGACAGAUCAGCAGUUGAAGCCUUGCAAGUGCGGCUACGAGAUAUGUGUCUGGUGCUGGCAUCACAUUAUGGAUAUGGCUGAGAAGGAGAAUACAGAAGGGAGGUGUCCAGCAUGUCGCACUCCUUAUAACAAGGAAAAGAUUGUUGGCAUGGAAGCAAAAUGUGACAAGGUAGUGGCUGAGAUGAGCACUGAGAAAAGGUUGUCUUCUCGCAAGGGAAAAAGUAAAACAGCCGAUUCUAGGAAGCAACUUAGCAGUGUUCGAGUCGUUCAAAAAAAUCUUGUUUACAUUGUGGGGUUGCCUCUCAGUCUAGCUGAUGAAGAUCAGCUUCUACAGAGGAAAGAGUAUUUUUCUCAGUAUGGGAAGGUUAUGAAGGUGUCUAUAUCUCGUACAGCUGCUGGCACUAUUCAACAUUUUGCAAAUGAUACUUGUAGUGUAUAUAUAACCUAUUCAAGGGAGGAGGAAGCAAUUCUGUGUAUUCAAUCUGUACAUGGGUUUGUUUUGGAUGGUAGACCUCUAAGGGCUUGCUUUGGAACCACAAAAUACUGUCAUGCUUGGUUGAGAAAUGUGCCCUGUACCAAUCUUGAUUGUUUAUACUUGCACGAGAUUGGGUCGCAAGAGGAUAGCUUUAGUAAAGACGAAAUCAUUUCAGCUUACACAAGAGUUCAACAAAUUGCUGGUGCCAUUAAUAGUAUGCAACGACGAUCAGGGAGUGUGUUACCACCGCCAAGAGAGGAGUUCUGCAGUAACAACUCUGCGUCUGCAAACAAACCUAUUAGUAAAAAUGCUGCAACUAAUUCAGCACCCAGUGUUAGAGGCUCCAGCUCCCCACCAAAUAGUAGCUCUGGUAGAUCUGCGGCUCUUCCUGCUGGAGCUUUAUGGGGAACACGUGCAUCAAAUAAUCAACACCCACCUGCCAGUGUACCAUGUUCUAAUGGACCUCUUAAUAAGAAGCCUCUGACGUGUAACCCAACGGUAUUUUCUACAGCUGUUGAAAGCACAAGUCAGGUUUCGUUACUGCCUGCCUAUGCAGGAAAGAAAGUAGUUCAUACUGAAGAAAGUGGAACUACUCAAGAGAAAGGGAAAAUAGAGGCUUUAGAACCUGUUAAGCAGCAUGUAGGAGCAGAUCCUCGAACCUAUACUUCUGAGAACCUUACUAUUCUGGUACCUCUUGCUUCUUCAUCUAUGAACAGUCAGCUACAUAGUGCCCCGUCCAUGUCUUUGAAGGACGAAGAAAAACAAAUGAUACAAACCAGUAGUACAAAUGCCUUUGAUAUUUCUGUAAAGUCUAAUGGACCUGGUUUUACCAAAGAUUCCAAUGAUAUCACAGAUAUUAAGAUCCAGAAUGUAUGCCUUGAUAUGUCGUCAUUGAGCAUUGGUAGACAUAAGAAAUCACAGGGCAAUUGCAUUGAUCAAAAUAAGGAGUCCUCGCCAUCUGAAUUGACCGAGGAAUAUGCGACUUCUGCAGAUGAGAUUUGUAUCACAAGAGAGAAGUCUGACCUAAGAUUGGAUGCACAGAGCAAAGUAACACAAGUUACUACUAUUGAAAUUGAGAAUGAUUUGCUAACCUUAAAUGAGCAGAGACAUAGGUAUCCCGAAGUAAUUAUUGAAAAAGUCAAUUCACCCAAUCUUUCCCUUUCUUUACACUCCCCAGCUCAGCCUAGUGGGUAUACCUCUCAGCUGACUAAUGAUGGUGGACGUAUUGGGGCCAAUAUGCAGUUAGACAGGAGAACUGAUUCAGUAUCACAGCCUUCUCGUGAAUCAUCGACUAAUGGGUACCCGGAGAAUGUAUCAAAUUGUGUGGCUGAUUUGCAUACUAUUGAUAGAAGUUAUUAUCCGUUGCCUGACGAGGGUAAGAGGAUGCAUGUGGGAAAGUUUCAAGGUGAAGCUCAUAGCGAGAACAGUAGUACUAAUGUAGAUAUUGGAGAGAGCAGUAUAAUAUCUAAUAUUUUGUCCCUGGAUUUUGAUCCUUGGAAUGAGUCAUUAACUUCUCCUCAGAACCUUGCCAAGUUGUUAGGAGAAACUGAUGACCAACAAGGGUCUGUUAGAGUGUCAAACUCAAGAAAAUUAACCAGUAACCAAUCGAGAUUCUCUUUUGCAAGAGAAGAACCAACCACCAAUGCAUCAGCUGAUUAUCAACCAUCUCUAAAUUACAUUGAGCAAAAUUUUAAUCAUUAUCAUCAUGGUCAUGAUUUUCCUAAUAGAAGAAAUUAUCAACUGGAUAAUAUUGGUACUCGUAAUGGUUUUUCCAUGGCCAAUAAUGAGGAAACAGUUGGUUUUGGCAACAGCUUUUCUCAUCUCUCUUCUAAUAAGCUAUCAGUGGCCAGACCUCAGAUGUCAGCACCUCCAGGGUUCUCAGCACCAAACAGAGCACCACCCCCGGGUUUUACUUCUCAUUAUGAGAGAAUGGAACAGAAUUUUGACUCUUUCCAUGCGAGUCACUUGCGUGAUACCUCCUCAUUGCACAAUAUACACCAGGCUCCACAAGUUGGACAUGUGACUAAUGGAGACAUUGAGUUUAUGGAUCCUGCUAUUCUGGCAGUUGGUAAAGGGUUUCCUAAUGGCCUUCAUCUCUCAAGCUUGGACAUGUCUUCAAGUUGUCCUCCACAAUCAAAUACUUUUCAAAAUGAGGGAACGCUUCAAUUACUGAUGCAAAGAUCUCUAACUGCACAUCAGAACCAGAGUUUUGCUGAUACGAGGGACAUGUUUUCUCCAUUUGGUGAUGCUUAUGGAAUUUCUUCCAGGGGUGUGGAGCAAACUCUGACCAACAAUCAACCCCCAUUUGAUGGAAUUUCUUCCAGGGUUCUGGAGCAAACUCUGGCUAACAAUCAACCCCUAUUUGAUGGGAUUUCUUCCAGGGUUCUGGAGCAAACUCUGGCCAACCAUCAAUCUCCAUUUUUACAGCUCAGUCUUCCCCAGAGUAGGAACUCUGUCAUGUCAAAUGGCCACUGGGACAGCUGGAAUGGGGUUCAGAGUGGAAACAGUUUGGGUGUAGCAGAACUCCUCCGAACAGAAAAUUUGGGCUUUAACAAGUUCUUUACAGGAUAUGAGGAAUCAAAGAUUCAUAUGUCCAAUUCUGGCAAUUUGUAUAAUAGAACAUUCGGGUUGUAAUUUUGGAUCAGUGGUUCUUUUGAGCUGAUUAGCUAUUAAAGAAUCAAUGAACCAGAAUGAUCAUGUGACUUGAACUGAUUUGAUCUUAUGAUGUUCAAAUGACUAAGAAGACAUGAGGAAAAACAACAGUCUUGCUCUCUUGGUUCACGCUGUCUGCAUGAUGUUGGCUUUCAGAUUGGUGAAGGAACAACCCUCCUAAAAUAGGGUAUCCAGAAACCAACAGUUGAAAGCUGAGGUUGAGGCUCAACAUGGUUGUUUAGACACAGCUUCAUGCUUGGCUGAAUCGGCAGGUGAUUCUCCUGUCAAGUGUUCUUGGAUGUGGGUGGAGAGUUUUGUCAUAUUUGCACAUUAGAAAAAGAUUAUUGAACACAGCUCAUUUUUGUCAAGCGAGGAAUAAUGCUGUAGCUUGUUUGCGGGAUUUUGCAAGUAAAAUUGGAAGAAGUUCAUGUUCCAACUAUGAGGUGGAUAAGAUUACUACUGCAUUGACCAGAUAAAUGUUUCAUUCUUAGUUGAAGAUGGGGAGAGCUAUGUUUAUUCUUCCCAAUAACUUUUGUAAAAAGAAACCAAGGCAUUUUGUUAGAACUUGUUACAAUUGAUCUGUAUUUUAGGUUUUUAUAAUGUUUCCUGUGAGUUCCCCAAGCUGAAGGAUGUCUAGGAGUUUGAUUUUGGCCUUCUUUAUAGAGACUAAAGGAGUAAUGCA
Molecule: messenger RNA, 4668 nt
Organism: Solanum dulcamara
Lineage: Eukaryota; Viridiplantae; Streptophyta; Magnoliopsida; Solanales; Solanaceae
Exons: 13
Coding region: 807-3968 (1053 amino acids)
Biological process (GO): protein ubiquitination
Cellular component (GO): CCR4-NOT complex
Molecular function (GO): RNA binding; ubiquitin-protein transferase activity
Source: RefSeq, a predicted model, not a curated record